This is a messenger RNA of Myzus persicae (green peach aphid), 6659 nucleotides long. RefSeq names its product focal adhesion kinase 1 (gene Fak). Gene Ontology annotation, biological process: protein phosphorylation; signal complex assembly. Lineage: Eukaryota; Metazoa; Arthropoda; Insecta; Hemiptera; Aphididae. Gene Ontology annotation, cellular component: cytoskeleton; focal adhesion. Gene Ontology annotation, molecular function: protein tyrosine kinase activity; ATP binding. The record is from RefSeq and is a predicted model, not a curated record. The transcript has 21 exons.
GAGCAUUUUAGUUUAUUUCAUUUUUGACUGAUUUAAUCUUGUUGUAUUUUAACGGUCGGAUUAAGAUGUCAAGAUGAAUGAUUUUGAAAAAUUAACUAUAUCAUACGAUCAUCAUACUAUUAAGACACUUCUAACCUACUAGUAUAAAACUAAUUUAGUUCACAUCAUAUUAUUUAUCGUUCAAGUAUUCAAAACUAUCAAAUAAGGUCUAAUUCAAUACUUUUUACGACUUUUUAUAUCCAAUAAAUGUAAUCUCUGUUUUACUGUUCAUUAUACAUAGGUACUAUUUGCAGUAGUUCAAUUAUUGUAAAUCGUUAAUCCCACGAAGGCCUUCAAAUAAAAAACACAUUUUGUAUCCAUGAAUUCAUAAAUUGUUUAAUUGUGUGUGCAACUUCUUCGGGUUAAAGACAGUUUUUAUCUAUAAGUAAAAUAUAAUUCAUAAAACGCUAUCGUUUAAUUCCAGUCUGUAGAGAAUACUGAAUAUUCCUUCGUAAAAAUUAUAGUCUGAACAUAUUAUGUAUUCAAAUUCUUAAUACUAUCCCGCAGGCCUGGUCAUAUUGUUUUCGACGAACACUAAAUUAUCAUUUGAUUUAAACUACAUUUAAGGUUUCCGUUAAUGAUUUCGAGUUCAAAAUACUUUUCUUUAAUGCAUAUAUAUUUAACAAUUAACAUACCUUUCUUGAAAUCGAAUAGAUUUUUAAUGUCUAUGUAUCUCUAGACAAAUGUGUCGUGACCAUAUUUAAUAAUAUAGUACACCUUAAUACGCCUAUCCUAUUACACGGUACGUUAAUUUAAUAGUGUUGACGUUCUAGAAAUCUGAAACGCAAAAUAGAUAAAUAUCUCUUGUAUAUUGUUCUAUUGAAAAUCAACAAAAUUUUAUACUUGGAUAACUUUAUUAGGACAACUAUAAUAACUAAUAAUAUUUUUAAUAAUAAAUGCCCGAGCCAAUCCCACGUUUUACCUUGUUGUGCGUUGUGCGUAUAUACCAAGGGCAUGGUAGGAAUUCGUUUUUUCACAAUCUCCGGCUCAACUAUAUGUAUAAAAUACGUGUGUUGUAUAUAUAUGACAUUUUUUUCUUUUAUUACUGCUUAUGGUUUUGAUUAGGUUUUUAUUCUCGAAAAUAACUAGAAACUUUCGUACUCCAUUUAAGGACGGUAAGGCUGUGGAAAAAGUAAAAAAUCACUUUUUUUGGCAUUGGUCCCUUUGCGGUUGACAGGUUAAACUAAAUUUAGCCCGAUUUAUCUUAUACCGCACUGCUGCACAUGCGAUGACACUUAAAAAAGAUGUAUUUACAUAAAUUUCGCUACCGAAGAAGGGGAUAAGGAAACGAACGGUUUUAUUGCCCUCCUCUAAAUAAACCCCCUCGCGCGGAGUGUCGUCCGCUGUGUGUAACCUCCUCCCCACGCCCAACCCACGCCCACCCAUAACCACAGUAAAAGCAUUCGUUAUACGUUAUAAACCAUCACAACACAUAGGUACUUCUGAACUUGGCGAUAGUAAAACUCACGUUACUGACGACCACGGGGGUGUACAAACUUACGAAAGUUGACUUUUCGUGAAAGACGGAUUCUCUGCCGAUUGGAAUUGUCUUCGAAUGCGUUUUAGUGAAGUAUAUUAUACAGAUUUACACAUACAUGCAUAAUACGCUAUUUACGCGUGUACAUUUACGUUUUGUGAAAGUAUAAAACAUACAUCGCUAUGUUGUGCACACACGUGCCUACAUAGCGCUGGGAGGUUUUUCAUAUAAUAUGUGCUUAUACGUAUAUUAUUAUGAAAUUAUUUUUAUUUGAGUAAUUUUUGUUAACGAAGGUGUUAACGGGGACACACCUGCGGCCGCAGCAGCAGCAACAGCAAUACUUUCCUGUUUCGUCCCGCGUUAUUGCACGCGUCGCGUCGGUUACGCGCGUAUAGGCUGAGAACCCGGCCGUACCCUAAAAAAUAUUAUAAUAAUAAUGAAAACCGACGCCCAUUCGCGCGCGCACAGCAAUCAUAAAUAAUAAUAAUAAUAUUGUAUCAACAUAUUAUUAUCAUAUAAAUACAAUAUAAUAAAGCGUAGUGAGUGUGUUGUGUGUGAGAAAUCUACUCUAAAGCCCAAAAAAAAAACUGACUACUUCGACGAAAUUAUAAUAAUAUGUACGGCGGUAAAGAACGACGGUUCCUCCUCUGCCGCCGCCGAUACAGUCGUACGUUACGUCCGCCGCACGUUCUGAACGCCGAUCGCGCGGCGCCGGUGGUGCACUUGUGCGACUCGCACCGCCGCCGAAGCGGCCACGAUGUUGGCCGGCGCGCUUGACCGCGUGCUGCCGGGCCGCCGGUCGUCAUACCUGCACCGGGUGAACGUGGAACGGCGACCUCCGCCGCCGCCGCAGCUCCGGCCGCACAGUUACCACGGCGGCGCGACGGCCGAGUGUCAACGCCGCGACGGCUUGAGGACGAGUGGACGGAAGUUGGCCGCCAAGUUUUGGUCGUCGUGCGGAUCGUCCCGGUCUUCGGCGUUGGUCGGUGGAUGCGUCCCCCCGGACCCGGUGGCCGUGCGCAAACGGAUGGCCGCCACCGCCGCGGCCACGACCACCUGCAGCAACGGCGGAUUCUCGAACGUUUCGCACACGUGGCGUUUCAAGCGGUUAAGUCAUGGUAGCAAAACGCCAGUGGAGGAACCGUCGGCCAAAUCAACGGAAAUGGCUGAAAGCGGCAGCGGAGCCGCGAUGGCUUCAGCUGCCAAAACUGGAUCAAUCAAAGUACACUUGCCCAACAACGGAUUCAAUAUUGUAAAGUUCAUCGAUAACAUCAAUGUCAAGGGUAUCAUAUCUCUAGUCACGGGACGUUUGGCCAAUGGGUGUCCUCAGUAUCAAGGCGUUUACGGAUUGCAGCUGUACCAUCCGUUAUCUGGCGAGGUUCACUGGUUACAUCAGGAUUGCACAAUGUCCGAGAUUUACCACAAGUACGACGAACAGUAUCCAAUGUCCGAAUGGAGGUUCGAGCUGCGCGUGCGGUACUCGCCCGACGACAUGGAGGACCUGUACGAACGAGAUCGAUUUACUUAUUUCUUCUAUUACGAUCAAGUGCGAUUCGAUUAUUUGAGAAAAAACGACCCGGCGACCCGAGUGGACACGGACAUGGCUGUACAACUCUGUUGUUUACAAAUCAAAUGUUUUUUCCGGGAAGUCCCUCAAAUGUCGUUGGAAAAGAAAUCCAAUUUGGAAUAUCUGGAACGCGAAAUCGGGCUCAACAAAUUCCUGCCCUACUAUAUACUGGAAUCAACGAAACCAAAGAAUUUACGAAAAAUGAUUCAGCAACAGUAUAAAAAACUUUCGCAAACACCGGAAAAAGAAUGCGUGCUACAGUUUCUCAAUCUCGUUUGGUCUUUUUACAAGUACGAUGAAGAACAAUUCAAGUGUUCGAUCGGAUCUGGUUGGACGAUCCCGGUGGAUUUAGUGAUCGGACCGCGACACGGAAUUUCUUACAUAAACAACCAAGGGUCGGCGCCCACCAAAAUGGCGGAUUUUGACCACAUCGAAAAUAUACAGACACUGGUGUCCGAAUGCGAAACACACCGUAAAACCUUGGUGCAGCUUCAAGUAACCGACUCGGCCGAUCCCCUGGUGCUCAGCUGUUCGACGCUCGAGCACAUGUACAGCCUGGCUAAUCUGAUUGACGGUUACUGCCAACUGGCGAGGAAAACGAACAUUUCAUUGUGGAAUAAAAAAGCUGCUAUAUGGAACCGUUUUCCAUGUCCGUGCGAUUCUAAAGAAUCCGGAAAAAUAAAAACCAAAGUGCCCGCAAGAUUUUCCGAUGAUUAUCCAGACGACGGUCCGAUCGAAGAAGAAGGCGAUUACUCAACACUUGCUAAUUGUAAUUACGAGCUGUUCCGCGACCAGGUUGAAUUGGGUGAAAUCAUAGGAGAAGGCCAAUUUGGCGAUGUGCACAAAGGAGUAUGUCACAUGCGUUCAAUAAAAAAUAAACCGGGAAAUGCUGUAGCAGUGGCCAUAAAAACGUGUAAACCUGAUGCAGAUAUGGCCACGACAGACAAAUUUUUGGAAGAAGCAUACAUUAUGCAACAGUUCGAUCACCCGCACAUCAUACGACUGAUCGGAGUUUGUUGUUCGCCGCCCGUGUGGAUAGUCAUGGAAUUGGCCAAGCUAGGUGAGUUACGGGCAUACUUGCAGAACAACCAGGCCCACUUGGACUUAGCUACUCUUAUCCUGUAUUCGUAUCAACUUUCCACGGCUCUGUCGUAUCUAGAAUCUAAGAAGUUUGUUCACAGAGACAUUGCUGCCAGAAACGUACUGGUGUCGUCACACCACUGCGUAAAGCUGGCCGAUUUUGGUCUGUCGCGGUGGGUCCAAGACCAGAGCUACUACAAGGCGUCCAAAGGAAAACUGCCGAUCAAGUGGAUGUCGCCGGAGUCGAUCAAUUUUCGGCGGUUCACCGCUGCCAGCGAUGUCUGGAUGUUCGGAGUGUGCAUGUGGGAGAUAUUGAUGAUGGGCGUGAAACCGUUCCAGGGGAUCAAGAACAAUGACGUGAUUGGCAAAAUCGAGAACGGCGAGCGGCUUGCGUUGCCGCCCAAGUGUCCCCCAAGACUGUACAGUCUCAUGUCGCAGUGUUGGUCGUUCGAGCCCAGCAAGAGACCCACGUUCAGAGACGUCAAGGAAGUGCUUAAUGAGAUAUUGAUCGAAGAGAGACACCAGCAGAAGGAAACACUCCGGAGAGAAAAUCGCAGGGUGCAUACUCUGUCUUGGGGAUCCAGCGGCUCUCUCGACGACCCGUCUGCGCCGCCCAAACCUUCCCGCCAGCCGAGCGUGGACCUGCACAACAACAAGUCCGAGCUGCCCGUGUCCACUUACAUAGUGGCACAGAACGCCGAGGUGCUCGCCCACCUGUUGAAGGAGAACUAGCAGCGGGGCGUUGUCAACCCGUCGGUGUACACGACCCCGGCAACCGGAUUCAACACGGUAACCGUAGAUUUCCUUAAUGACGUCGACGACGACAAAACCAUUUCGGCCGGGAACAGUAUACUGAGCAUGGACUCUGUGGGACUUAUCCCAAUGGACGGCGGCGGCGGCGGCGGCGGCGGUGGUGGUGGUGUCGCCGUCCAGCCGUCCACUAACAAGACGUUGCCUAGGAACUUUACUUCGGGGGCGGCUUCGCUACUAACGCUACCGCCAAACUCGGCGGACAAGAGCAGGCGAUGUUCAGACGGCAGUCUGGGCACGUGCGCCGCCGCCGCUGCUGCUGCCGCUACAGCGGCGACCGGUGGAGGAAUGAAUAACGAUGAGGGAGUCAAACAUUUUGCAAACAACUCUAUCGGUGUAUAUGAUAAUGAACCAUUGUCUGAAGUUGAACAGUUGGAACGCAAGCUGAGACAACAACAAAUUGAGUCUGAGAGGGACAACUUAUGGCUGGCCGAAGAAGAGACAAACUUAAAAAAGCGACUGUCUUUAGUAGCCAGUGUGUCAGACAAUGAAUCUAUUGAUGGUAGAUCAUCGUUGACACCUCCUUCUUCCCUAGAUCGAAGCACUAAAACAAAACCUACAGAAGAACGGGUUGUUGUAAUAAAGAAACUCGAACCCACUCCAACAGCCGAUUUGGACAGAACUCAUGAUAAAGUAUAUGAGUGUACGACACUGGUUGUCAAGGCUGUUAUGACCCUUUCGCAAGGGGUUCAACAAAAUCAGACUGAUCGAUAUUUGGAACUAGUCAAGGAGGUUGGUCUCCAACUCAGAGCUUUAUUGACAAGUGUUGAUAGCCUGGUACCAUAUUUCCCUCAAAGUGCUCACAAACAGGUGGAAAUGGCACAUAAAGUUCUCAGCAAAGACAUGGCCGAGCUAGUCAACGCUAUGAAACUUGCUCAAAAUUACUGUCACACUGCUGUUGAUUAUUUGUAUAGCAAAGAAAUGUUGUCUUCAGGCCAUAUUUUGGCUAUGGAUGCCAAAAACUUGUUAGAUGUUGUCGACUCUGUGCGCAUGCAAUAUCCUGAAGUAGAAGCGAUGAUUAGAGGCCGGCAGUCUGAGACAGCCAAAGAACAACACCAUGGUGUAACCGCCUCAUAGUAGUACAUUUUAUAGUAUGCAUUCCUAAUUCAUUACGCAUCUAUCAUACACCAAUAUUAUUGCAAUUAUUUAUUUUUUUUUUUUUAUGUAAUAAUUAAUCGACUGCCUAGUAACUUUAUUAAAAAUUAUUUAUUUUUUUUUACUAAAUUUGUAAAUAGUAUAUUAACGAAAGAUAUUUUAUAGUAUUUUACAUUUUCGAAUAGAACUCAUUGUAUUUGAUGCUAUUUAAGUAUAUAUUAUAUUAUAUACAAUUUAUAAAAUGCUUUUUAUCGCUGUUAAAAUUUGGAAUUAUUAUUUGUUCCUUUUAUAAUUCAUGGGUGCGUAUGUGAAAAAAUAUUUUGAUCCCAAUCUUACUAGUCAUAAAAUAUUUUUACCCCUAAAUAAUAUUAUAUUAUACGUAACUUAUUUCCAAAUAAAUGGAAUCAAUAACCGUAUCUAGUGUGUAAAGAAAUAACUAAGUCUAUUUGUUUUAUUAUUUUCUCUGCGUGAUGUGAAUGCAUGUUGAAAUUAUACCAAUUUUUAUUUUUGUGUUGUAUCAAACCAAAUGUGUGAGUGUUCUAUUUAGUGGUUUUAAGUGAGAGAACUAAUGGUUUCCGUUUGAAAAAUUCU